GUGACGAAGCGGGCGCGACGACAGGGCGAGAGCACAUUCGAGGGCCUGUUCCGGCGCUCGCUCCUGCACGGUCCGGCGCUCGCAGAGAUAGUCUCCGAUCCCGGGAGUUCUCAGCUCAUGGUGUCUGGUGCUGCCCAGCUGACGGCGUACAUCUCGAACGCCAACAGAGAAGCGGCCGAGCGCCUGCGGGCUGGCGCCCAGCGGGGGCUGAACACGAGCCGCAGACUCUCGAGGCAGGUCGGGACCCUGAUCCCGUGCACCGACGACGACAUCUCCACCCCUCCGGGCUUCAUGCUGGUCGCUCCCAACUCUUCCGCCGGAGGGUGGGACACCGUGCACGCGUUCAGGUGCCCGCAGCCCCGCGCCUGCGCCGGGACGAGGAGCCUCCGCAACUGCUCGGGGGGCGCGCAGAGCAUGUGCGCGCCAGGCUACGACAGCACGGCCCCAGGGUGCGCCGCCUGCGCGCGGGGCUACGGGAGGCAGCCGCUGGAUCCCGUGACGUGCCGGCCGUGCGGGAGGCACGGGCUGCUGCAGCGGGCGGGCUACGUGCUCCCGCCAACCGUGCUCGUGGCGUUUGGGAUGCGCUCCGCGGCGAGGGCCAAGAAGGAUCUGGCAGGAGGCCUGCUGAACAUCGUGCUCUCUUUCGCGAUGUCCGCCUUCAUCGUGGUCAGCGCACUGGAGGAGACCCGGGCCGUCCAGGCGUUGAGGGAGAGUGCGAGGUCGGCGAUGCAGGUCACCUCGAGCGCUUCCGGAGCCGCAUCUGCACUGUAUUCCUCGAGUUUCGACUGCCUCAUGGGAAGACAGUUGUCUACCCUCAGCGAGUGGAUUACGUUAUCCCUCUUGAUGCCGGUCGUACUUUUCGCGGCCUGCAUGUUGGCCAUGCUUGUGGCGCCUGCAAGCCCUGGAAUCAGCCUGCGGCACAAGCUCCUGCGCCCCACGCUGGUCGCCGGAAACACGUUCCUUCCAGGCGUGUUGGCAGCGUUUGUGCGCUUUGGAGCGUGCAUCCACACGCAGGAGAGAAUGGGAUGUCACUGAGAGCGUACGACCUGUCGAGCCCCUGCCCCUCGGAGAUCCAGAACUUCACCGCCGUGCUGGGGGUCUUCCUGGCCGCGUGCGCCGUCGGGCCGAUAUACUGGGCCCUGCUGAUCCACAGGGCCAGCUACUGGGACCCCAGGGUGAAGGAGGAGAUCGUGGGAUACCUCGUCAACUCGUACAACGAGGAGUCCCAGUGGUGGGGAGCGGUCAUGCUCCUGCGGAAGCUGGCCCUGGCCACGGUCGCGGCCGUGAUGCCAAUCGGAUAUACGCCCAAGUCGCACAUCGCUGCCGCCGCGGUCGUCAUGGUGGCGUCGCUGAUCGCGCACGUCUACUGCCGCCCCUUCAAGAGCUCGGUCCUGAACGUCGUCGAGGGAUGGUCGCUCGCCGCCACCUGCAUGUCGAUGGCCAUCGCCGAGAUUGCCAUCGGCGGCGAUGAGAACUGGUCCACGACGCCACAGACCGAGCAGAUGGCUGUCGCCCUUGCACUGGCGAUGGUUGCCCUGAACAGCAUCGUUCUCCUGGUCUGCUUCCUGAAGGCGCUCUUCGCACCAGCGGACGCGCUCACUGAGCGGAGGGGCCCGCCGCUGCGCCGCUCGACGGUGCACUAA
This is a messenger RNA of Prorocentrum cordatum, 1643 nucleotides long. Lineage: Eukaryota; Dinophyceae; Prorocentrales; Prorocentraceae. The record is from the annotation of a GenBank genome assembly.